AUGAACGCUCACACGAGAAUCUCUCAACUUGUCCUUCUCGCAUCAAAAUCUAAUGUCACAUGCUCCUCACGCAUAAUUCGUUCCUCCUUACCCGCGCUUUCUCUUAAGCUUUUUCAUAGACAAUCUUCAACAAUUACUCCGGCAUUCCUUGAUACGAUCCAACCUUUUCUCCAAGAACGUUCUAAACCACCUACGUCUUCAUAUUUCACUGGCAAGCCAGCGUAUUAUGAUUUGCUUAUACAACUAGACGACUUGAUAUCCAAGUAUUCAGCCUUUCCAAAGCGAGAAAAACCACCACUGGCCACUCUGUGGAAACUCAACGCAGUCUUAAGCCAGGAACUCGGCGUCUCUCUGAAGACCAGCCAGUACAGUAAGAUAGUUCAAAAGCUCAAUGAACUCGAUUUAGUCGAAGCAAGUGAAGUAAAAGAGUUUCUCAAGCUAUUCAAACGGCAUUAUCAGUUAGUAGACAAACGAGAAGAAUUGGCGUCGAGCAAGCAUGGACAAUUGGAUGAAUAUAAAAGAAGUCUCACAGUUGGUAGACGAAAAGAAGCGACCGCGCGAGUUUUCUUGAUUAAAGGGACAGGAGAUGUUAGGGUCAAUGGACGUCCGCUAGCGGAUUAUUUUAUAAAAGCAAAAGAUAGGGAAACCUGCAUCUUUCCGUUUGUAGUGACUGGGACUGUUGGGCAAUAUAAUGUUUGGGCUCUUGUCAAAGGAGGUGGACCAACGGGACAAUCUGGAGCAAUUGCUCAUGCUAUUACCAAGGGCUUGUUAAUUUAUAACUAUGAUUUCAAACCCAUUCUAAGAAAAG
This is a messenger RNA of Paraglomus occultum, 808 nucleotides long. The record is from the annotation of a GenBank genome assembly. Lineage: Eukaryota; Fungi; Glomeromycota; Glomeromycetes; Paraglomerales; Paraglomeraceae.